Messenger RNA from Blumeria graminis f. sp. triticale, 105 nucleotides. The record is from the annotation of a GenBank genome assembly. NCBI's taxonomy places the organism in Eukaryota, Fungi, Ascomycota, Leotiomycetes, Helotiales, Erysiphaceae.
AUGAUUGACAUGCAGAAAGAUUGUAAGGAAUCAUCACUUCACCCCAGGUUUUCACCAGCUAUCAAGUCUCAACCAUUAUUGUCUUACGAGCUACUUUCUUUUUGA